Aphis gossypii (cotton aphid) is the source of this 1813-nucleotide messenger RNA. RefSeq lists its product as uncharacterized. The transcript has 8 exons. The record is from RefSeq and is a predicted model, not a curated record. Lineage: Eukaryota; Metazoa; Arthropoda; Insecta; Hemiptera; Aphididae. Gene Ontology annotation, molecular function: sequence-specific DNA binding. The coding region runs from base 268 to 1191 and encodes 307 amino acids.
UCACGGCUUAGAUCAUAUACUAUGGAUGUAGUUAUGCGUAUACCGAAUUGUGUCCAACAUCAUCCCCACCACCUUCAAAAUUUCACGGUACACGAAAGAAAUGCGCAUGCCCAGAAAUCUAAGCGAAUGAUACUGUUAUACUGAUAAAGUGAUAAGCGAUAACGUUGAAAUUUUUGAUUUUUUGAAUUUUGUUGACUUUAUAUUUUGCUAAUUUAACUAAUUUGGCAUCAAAAUUUUAAAUCAAAUUGUUAAUCUUUUUUCAUCAACAUGGGCAGAGUAUGCUGUUUUUAUUGUCAAUCGACGCCAUCCAAAAUUGCUGGCUUAACACUGCACACGUUACCUACUGAUAAAUAUUUGCGCAAUGCUUGGCUAAAAGCUUGUGGCUAUAGUGAAAAUGAUUAUUCUCCAGAUAGGAGAAUAUGUUCUCUUCACUUUGAAGAACAUUGUUAUAAGGCCACUGCAAGGAAGUUAUUAAAACCUGGCUCAGUUCCUACAAAAUUUUAUAGGAUUUCACAAUACUUAUAUGUAAACAAGCCUAAAAUGCAAAUGAUUGAACCUAAUGACAGUGAAUAUGUACCGUCUUGUUCACACAAUGACCCAAGUCAAAAUAUUGAUCAAAUACUUGAAAUAACUGACAGUGAACCAUCUUGUUCACAUAAUGACACAAGUCAAAAUAUUGAUCAAAUACUUGGAAUAACUGACAGUGAACCAUCUUGUUCACGUAAUGACACAAGUCAAAAUAUUGAUCAAAUACUUGAAAUAACUGACAGUGAACCAUCUUGUUCACAUAAUGACACAAGUCAAAAUAUUGAUCAAAUACUUGAAAUAACUGAAAGAGUUCCUGAAUUAAAUACUAAGCGAAAAAUAUCACUAACAAAUUCUACACCAUCUGAGUGCAUUAUUGAAACUCCAAAACGAAGGAGAAAUCGUUAUGUUGGUGAUGUAACUACUCCAGAUUUAAGUACUCCUAAACGAGCAAAAGAGAAUUUUAAAGUGGCAAAAUUAAAAAUUAUUAAACAGAGAAGACAAAUUAAAACAUUAACUCAAAAAGUUAAUAGGCUACAAAAUAAACUGUCAUCAUUGAAAACUUUGUUUGCAUACAUGAAGAAACAGAAUUUAUUGAGUGAAGUAGCCCAUGACAAUAUUCUGGUAAAGUAUAAACUAUAUAAAACUAACUUAAUAAAUCAUUAGAAUCAAUAAAUUAACAUUAACUCUUGAAAUAUAUUAUUUGUCCAGCUUAUAUUAAUAAUUUUUUUGUUUUUGUGAAUUUCAAUCAUCUUGAUUUAAUGGACAAAUAAAAUCAAAAUCAAGUUACAAAUCUAGUAUGAACAGUAUUUAUGGUAAUGUAUAAACUAUAUAAAUCAUUAGAAUCAAUAAAUUAACAUUGACUCUUGAAAUUAUAUUAUUUGUGCAGCUAAUAUUAAUAAUUUUUUUGUUUUUGUGAAUUUCAAUCAUCUUGAUUUAAUGGACAAAUAAAAUCAAAAUCAAGUUACAAAUCUAGUAUGAACAGUAUUUAUGGUAAUGUAUAAACUAUAUAAAUCAUUAGAAUCAAUAAAUUAACAUUGACUCUUGAAAUUAUAUUAUUUGUGCAGCUAAUAUUAAUAAUUUUUUUGUUUUUGUGAAUUUCAAUCAUCUUGAUUUAAUGGACAAAUAAAAUCAAAAUCAAGUUACAAAUAUAGUAUGUACAAUACAUUUUGGUUAUAUAUGAACUAUAUAAAACUAACUUUAUAAAUCAUUAGAAUCAAUAAAUUAACAUUAACUCUUGAAAUAUAUUAUUUGUCCAGCUUAUAUUAAUACAUUUUUUUGUUUUUGU